Messenger RNA from Ustilago hordei, 1806 nucleotides. RefSeq lists its product as uncharacterized. The record is from RefSeq and is a predicted model, not a curated record. Lineage: Eukaryota; Fungi; Basidiomycota; Ustilaginomycetes; Ustilaginales; Ustilaginaceae. The transcript has a single exon. Bases 1 to 1806 code for a protein of 601 amino acids.
AUGUCUACGAAUGCCGAGCCGGCGAUGGUCGUGGUCGACGACGGGCAUGCCCCAGCGCUCGCCACCAACACCCACAACGAUGAAGCUCCCCUCGAACGUCGGCCGUCACUCACAGAAGCACUCACACUUCGUCGCAAUCUGCUGCAGUCGCUGUGGACUGGUGUUAGACAACUACCACGAGGUCGGCGAAUCGUGCUCAUGAUUCGACUCGCCGUGUCGUUCGCUCAGAUAGUCGCCUACAUCCCCAUCCUCGCUCUUCCCGGCUCUAAUCGCACAUCGCCGUCCCAUGAAGAAGGUCGAGUCUGCAUUCCAGACAGCCUCUUCAAGUACAUCGUUGUUCACAUUGUUCGACUCGCUCUCGACAUCCCCGUCGAGCUUUACCUUGGCUUGAGCCCUCAUCGAACACGACAGGGUCGUCGAGCUGGACCUGAAGCCCGCGCCGCAGCAGAACGCAGUCGUCCUCUUGGCUCCGAAUACCUCGAUAUCAAGGUUGGCAAGAUCAGCACCUUGCUUGGCAUUGCAUCGCUCGUUAUCUUCUUUGUCGGCAACGCGAUCGUCUACAGCUCCACAGAGUGCUCACGUCGACCAGCAGAGGCCGUGCCACUGUUCUGGGCAGCGCUGUCUUCGUUGAUCAUCGUCUACAUCUUUAUCGUCGAGAUUGCAGUUCUCGCCUUCUUGAUCGUAUGCGCUUUGCCACUGCUGAUUGUGAUCAUGCGUGCUUUGGGGCUUCAGCAUCGCCUGCCGCAGAGGGAGUUGCAUCCAGAGACAGGCAAGAUUGAUCAAUCGGAAGUAGAUAAGCGUGCCAAACUGGUCUACUACACGCCUGCGGAAGAGGAUGAGGUGGGUCAGGGAGCUGAAGGAGAAGUUAGUGGACAGGCAGAGCCAGGCACGCCGACUUCGCAACUGAAUAGCACGCUUGAGGAGGCAAGACAAGUCGCAGCGGGUGGCGAUCCCGCAGCAGUACGACCUGGACUUGAAUCAAGACGACCGACGCAAGAAUCAAUACAAAGCGCAUCAGAAGCUGCUCUUGGACCAUUCGGUCGUCUCACCCGUCUCAUCAUUGCCAGACGACGCUCCUCACCCGCUACCUCCGGCCGCAACAAUCAUGGCAAAUCAUCCGCAACACCAGCUGCCUCAUCAUACUCAGCAACACCGACUGCCGAAUCCAACCACUCCUCAUCAGCAACGACCAACACCAAAAGCAAAACAUCCAAAAAGGGAAAACUCAAGUACCCACUCCACCCACUACCGGCACAUCGAGCUACUUGUCCCAUCUGUCUAUGCGACUUUGAGGAACCAGAACCGGAUCAAGAGCCAGAACCGGAACCGUUGAGGUUGUUGGAGUGCGGACACGUGAUGCAUAGGAGUUGUGUGGAUCAGUGGUUGACGACUGUUUCUGGUAGAUGUCCUGUUUGUCAAAAGGCCGUUAUUCCGGAGAUGGAGAGUAAGAGGGCGGAAACUACUGCAAAUGCGAAUGCGAACGCAGACGCAAGGGUCAACCAGAAUGAGAGUUUGGCAGGAGUUCAAGUUGCAGAGGUUCCAAAUGGACAACCGAUCAACGAACAUGGAGAAACUCCAACAGCAGCGCGUAUUGAAUCAGUGAACGCAGCCAAUGCUUCCUCGACGACAGCAGAGACGGCAGCAGAAACAUCGGCAGCAGUAUCGGCUCCAGCAACAACAGAAGUCGAGGCACCGGUGUCACCAUCAUCUCCGCUCGUGAGCGGAGCCAAUGCAGUCGAAUCGACACAGGAGUCGCAUGAGUUGCAAGCCAUCACUCGAAAGCAUAGUCACGCCUCUCCGUCUUGA